CUGAAUUCCUAUGAACACGCAGUAGAUUGACAACAUUUUCCGCCUGAGGCAGAGCCCGGAGGUCAUACAUCAUCAUGUAAUAUAGUAAAGUGUCAGAGGUAACACACAAAUUUCUUAACGACCCCCGGAGAGACACGUGGACCACAGGAAGGUCUUUGGCGGCCAUUUAUUUACAAACUUAACAUACACACAGUCGCCAUGCAACGUCUGUUCCUCCUUCUUUCAUUAGUUGUCUGGUGUUGCCAUGGACACGGUGACCAUGGGCACCAAGGAGGAACCCCUGUUCAACACGUUCCCGCGGACCAGUUUAACAUCCAUGACCCUAAAAUCACCCAGGACCAGGCUCACUUAAAGGAGCACUUAAAGGAUCAGAUUGACACAAACCGACAGAUGUCACCAGAAGAAAUGGAGUUCCACUACUUCAGACUCCACGACACAAACAACGACACAAAACUCGACGGACUAGAAAUCAUGGCGGCUCUGAACCAUAUGGCGGGUAUGUUCAAAGUCCAGCCCCACGAGGCUGUCGGGAAAACACCGCAACAAAUUGCUGACCUUGAGGAGGAGAGACAGAAGGGGGCGCUUCAGUACUUCACAGACAUCAUUGAUCGCGUGCUCGUGACGGAUGACAUCAAUGGAGACGGAUACAUUUCUUACCCAGAGUACAUGAGAGCCCGGAAGCGGGACUUUGCCCAGUAUCAGCAACAAAUGGCGAUGCAACAGCAACAACAACAGCAACAGAUGAUGGCAAUGCAACAACAACAACAAUUCCAGCAAUUUCAGCAAUUCCAACAGUAUCAGCAACAGCAAGCGGCACAACAGCAUCAACAAAAUGCCCCCAAACAACCGCAACAAAUUCAGCAACCUAACGCACAACAGUUCCAGCAACAACCGCCUGUCGGUGCAACCAAAUCUUCAUAAGAUUCACCAGAGGGAUCUUGUUGUUUAAAAUGAAAUAUCCUGGUCUUAUUUAGUUUUAUCAUCAUUUGUCUAUAUUUCAAAUGCAUUAAUUUGCACCCCAAAAAAGCUGGAAAAUAAGAUAUUUGAUUUUACUGAUUGGGACCCGGAUGUUAGUGUUUGGUGUUUGGUUUUGACGUGUGUAACAUGUAAAGCUGUGCAUGUGUAUGUAGCCUUCCAUUUAUUGUAUUAAAUACAGGCGGAUGUGUUGAAGAAUAUGAGAGAGAGAGAGAGAGAGAGAGAGAGAUGGGAGCGUUUGCUAAGUAAUGCAUCACAGAGACGCAUUUAUUUUGAUAAUAAAUUUACCAUUUCCUUAA
Molecule: messenger RNA, 1274 nt
Organism: Ostrea edulis (European flat oyster)
Lineage: Eukaryota; Metazoa; Mollusca; Bivalvia; Ostreida; Ostreidae
Product: multiple coagulation factor deficiency protein 2 homolog
Exons: 5
Coding region: 199-921 (240 amino acids)
Source: RefSeq, a predicted model, not a curated record